This is a messenger RNA of Symbiodinium necroappetens, 285 nucleotides long. Lineage: Eukaryota; Dinophyceae; Suessiales; Symbiodiniaceae. The record is from the annotation of a GenBank genome assembly.
AUGGUGGAGCUUCUGCUGCGAUCACGCGCAGAUGCGAACUUCUCAACCCUCGGCUCGCAAGUGGCACCACUGCACAUGGCGGCCUUUGACGGCUCGGUUGAGAUGAUGAAGCUUUUGCUCAACAGGGGAGCUGAUGUGAAUGUUCGUGAUCGCCACGGUCAAACUCCGCUUUUCUUUGCGCCUUCGCCGGAAACUUGCGUCGAGCCUUUGGCUCAGACCGAGACCUGUCAGGUCUACUGCAUUCGGAAGUGGUCCACCAGUCAAGUUUUUGCAAUUUGGAAUUGA